Molecule: messenger RNA, 1914 nt
Organism: Setaria italica (foxtail millet)
Lineage: Eukaryota; Viridiplantae; Streptophyta; Magnoliopsida; Poales; Poaceae
Exons: 3
Coding region: 1-1914 (637 amino acids)
Source: RefSeq, a predicted model, not a curated record
AUGGCGGGGAACAAUGGCGUCGGGGAUCGACCGGAUUGGCUUCCAGACGGGAUGGACCCCAACAGUAGCUACAACUUAGAAAUCCGGAUUGUUGCUCACAAUUGUCGGACUCGGUGGUACGAGCUGAGCAAAGUUGUUGAUGCUGACCGAACUAACUUCAGAUCCCUAGUUGCUGAAGUUGUUGACAAGAAUCCUCAUGGCUAUGGAGACUUAGUUAAAGUUUUUUAUUACUGCAUGGACACUAAGGUCAACAUCCAAGUCUGUACUGACCAAGAUUUGCUUGAAAUGUUUGAAAAACAUAAGGUUUCGAAAUGCUGCUUCCUCACUUUUGCAUAUCAUAAGCCAAGUGUUGAUCCUCCUAUCAUUCCAGUUUGGGAGUUUGGUAGCAGUGACAAAUCUGUUGAUCCCCCAGUGACCCCUUCUAUUGCAUCCCCAAUCCUAGGUGAAGCAAGCAACAGUACACACGCACAAUAUGAUGAACCUGAAAUCUUAGCUAACCCAAACCCAAUCUAUGAGCAUGUGGGUGUUGAUGAUGAAGGGCUAUAUCUUGACCUUGGUCCCAACUACCCUCCACCUCCCCCAAAUCCUAAAGCUGGCAAUAAAGGAAGGGAAGCUGAGAUUUCUGAGGAUGAAAUCUGCUCUGAGUCAGAUGAGAGUUCUGAUGAUGAGUCUGAUGAAGAGAUGGUUACAGAUAGAGGCCCUGAACCUAUGCCUGAUGUCAAUUACGACAAGAAGAACCCACCUAUGGAUGUAGGCACUUUGUAUUCAAACAUGAAAGCAUUUAAGAUUGCUUUAGCUUCUCAUUCUGCUAAGCAUGAGUACCAUUACUUAGUUGAGAAGAGUGAUCCAGGGAGGUAUAGGAUGCACUGCAAAUUCAAGGAGGAGCUUGAUUGCCAAUGGAGGAUUCAUGCUUCAACUCUGAAGGAUGGUGUGACAGUUAAGGUGAAAAGGAACCCACAUCCUCAUGAUUGUCAGAGUGCUAAGAGGGUUGGUGUGUGUGUAGGGAUCACACAAGAGUGGGUCUGCAGUAAAGUGGUAGACUGGCUGAAGGAAGAUGGCAACAUUCAGAUAAAAGAAUUGAUUAGAAGAUUGAAGAAUGAGUACAAAGUUAAUGUGCCAUACAGGAGAGUGUACAAAGGUAAAAAUCUUGCCAUGGAUCAGAUUUAUGGGCCUUGGGAUAAAAGUUUUGACAAUUUAUUUAGGUUUAAGGCCCAGAUAGAGGAAUCUAGUCCUGGAUCAUUUGUUAUCAUUGAUCAUCACACAAUCAACAAUAAGAUCAGGUUUAAUAGGCUAUUCUUUGCAUUGAAAGCAUGUGUAGAUGGAUUUCUUAGAGGCUGUAGACCAUAUCUUGCAGUAGAUAGCACUUUUUUAAAUGGAAGGUUCAGAGGACAGUUGUGUGUAGCUUGUGCAGUAGAUGGACAUAACUGGAUGUACCCAGUAGCUGUUGGUGUAAUUGAUUCAGAGACUAAUGAGAAUUGGGUGUGGUUCAUGGAGAGGUUAAAAGAAGUAAUUGGAUCCCCAGAUGGACUGACCUUCUGUACAGACUGUGGCCAGGCAGUGAUGAAUGGGGUCUCUGAAGUUUUCCCUGAAGCUGAACAUAGGGAGUGCAUGUACCACUUAGUACAAAAUUUCAAGAAAAGAUUCAGUGGCAAGGUUUUUGAUGACCACUUAUGGGCUGCCUCAUAUUCAUGGAGUCCAUAUUUGUUCAACAAGCAUUAUAUAGCUAUGGCUCAAGCCAAACCUGAGGCAAUGGUGUAUCUACAUGAAAACCAUAAGAAGCUUUGGACAAGGAGCCAGUACAGGACAGGAUCAAAGGUGGACUAUGUCACCAACAAUCUAGCUGAAUCAUUCAACAAUUGGAUAAAGCCUGAAAAGGGGAAGAAUAUUGAUGAUUUACUGGACACUAUAAGAUAG